UUUUUAAUGGACUGUGAGAACAACCUUGGCAGACAGGAGGAAGAGCUGCAGCCAAGGUAAUGGCCAGAGAAGAGGCAGAGGAGCCCUCAGAAGGAAAAGGGGCGUGGGAAGCAUCUCAGAAAAGACUCUUUGUUAGAGUCCCUGCAAAGUAACGAAAGAGAGAAAUCCUUCCAAGACUUGCAAGAUUCGGUUAUUAUAACCUUACGGUGAAGGAAAUGUCCGCCUUCGUUGUCGUUUAAGCGGCCUCCAGUGAAGGUCUCCUGGCUCGCCUUCCCGACCGGAUCAGAAGGCUGCCGGAUUUCAAAAUGCUCAUAAAAGAGUAUCGGAUUCCUCUCCCCAUGAGCGUUGAGGAAUAUCGGAUUGCCCAGCUGUACAUGAUCCAGAAAAAGAGCCGGGAAGAAACUUGUGGCGAAGGCAGUGGCGUGGAGAUUUUGGAAAACCGACCGUAUAUCGAUGGCCCGGGUGGCGAUGGGCAGUAUACCCAUAAAGUAUACCAUAUUGGUAUGCAUAUUCCCAGCUGGUUCCGAUCGAUACUCCCAAAGGCGGCUCUCCGAGUCGAAGAGGAAUCGUGGAAUGCAUAUCCUUAUACCAGGACAAGGUACACCUGCCCAUUUGUGGAGAAAUUCUCCAUCGAUAUUGAAACCUAUUAUAUACCUGACUCAGGAGACCAAGCCAACGUGUUCAACCUUUCCCCAGCAGAGGAAAGGCAGACUGUUUUAGAUCCUAUCGAUAUUGUGAAGGAUCCCGUCCCACCCCACGAAUACAAAUCAGAGGAGGACCCAAAGGUCUUCAAAUCAGCCAAGACAGCCAGGGGCCCUCUGGCAGAAGACUGGAUCCAAGAGCACCAGAAUAACCCUGGGAGAUAUCCUGUCAUGUGUGCCUAUAAACUCUGCAAGGUGGAGUUCCGUUACUGGGGGAUGCAGUCGAAAAUCGAACGUUUCAUCCAUGAUGUUGGUUUACGGAAAGUGAUGGUAAGGGCUCAUCGGCAGGCGUGGUGUUGGCAGGACGAAUGGUACGGACUCACCAUAGAGGACAUCCGGCAGCUGGAGAAGGAGGCCCAGCUGAUGUUGGCCCAGAAGAUGGCCCAGUUCAGCAUCAACGAGUCCGAUCUAGAACCGCACCUUCCUCAAGACCCCCUGAACGAGCGCAAUGUGGAAUCCAAGGCCAUACCUCCAUCCACCGAGGGGGUGGAUGCCACCAGCAAUACUGACGAAUCUUUGCCGGGGCGAGUGCUAACCAAGCAGUGGUCAACGUCUUCCAAAUCCUCUUCCAAAAGAGGAGCAAGCCCCUCGCACCAUAACAUCUCCGAGUGGAGGAUGGAAAGCAUCGCCCGGGACUCGGAGGAGAGCUCCGACGAGGAAUUCUUCGAUGCCCACGAAGAUAUCUCUGAGAACGAAGAGGUGUUCCCGAAAGAGAUUACAAAAUGGAGUUCCAACGAUCUCAUGGAUAAGAUUGAAACGGCAGAAGAAACGGACGAAGCCCCAGAUGAUCCAACUCUUGAAUCGGCUGCGGGAUACCGUGUCGGCUGCAGCAUGGAAAGACUGAGCAUUAUUGAGGAUGAAGCGGCACCUCCGCUGGCGCAACCCAGCCCAAUCCACGUCCUCCUUUUGGUCCUCCACGGAGGCAACAUCCUGGAUACGGGAAGCGGGGAGCAGAGCUCCAAGCAGGGAGAUGUCAACACCAUCGCCACCGCCUUCGAUACCGUCAUCCGGGUCCAUUACCCGGCCACCCUUGGCCGGAUAGCCAUCAAACUGGUCCCUUGUCCGGCCAUCUGCUCGGAAGCGUUUUCUCUGGUCUCCAACCUCAGCCCAUAUAGUUACGACGAAGGGUGCCUCUGCAGUAGCCAGGAUCACAUCCCCCUCGCCGCGCUUCCUCUCCUGGCCACUUCCUCCCCGCAGUACCAAGAGGCGGUUGCCACGGUGAUCCUGAGAGCCAAUCAGGUGUACGGCGACUUCAUCAAGUCCCAAGAAGGUGCAUCCUUCAACGGCCAGGUGUGCCUGAUCGGGGACUGCGUGGGAGGGAUCCUGGCCUUCGACGCCCUUUGUUACAGCAACCAGACGAUGCUGGAGAGUCAAAACAGUAGCCGGCGUGGAAGUCUCAUCAGCGUGCAGGACACGGAUCUCUUGUCUCCCGGCAUCCUGGUGAACAACAGCUACUGCUCGGAAGGGUGUGGGUUGGAAGCCAGCCGGCAUCUCAGCCGGAGCACGGCCGACCUGCCGCGCAGCAACGAGGAAGAUCUCCAGAAGCAGCAGCUGCUGCGGAAAAGGAGCGAUUCGUCCACCUUCGAGCUGGACACCCUGAAGCAGCACCAGGCGUUCCUGUCCAGUUUACAUUCGAGUGCCCUGAAGAACUUUCCGGGAUCACGACGAUCGAGUAGUUCCACUCAAUUGGACGGUGGGAAUCUUGGGAAGUUUGAGUUUGAGAUCACCGACUUCUUCCUCUUUGGCUGUCCGCUGGGGCUGGUCCUUGCCUUACGAAAAACCAUCAUACCAACUCUUGACAUCUUCCAGUUGAGACCAGCCUGCCAGCAAGUCUACAACCUCUUCCACCCAGCUGAUCCUUCGGCCUCUCGCUUGGAGCCUCUUCUAGAGAAGAAGUUCCAUAUUUUACCGCCCUUCAACAUCCCACGUUACCAGCGGUUCCCUCUUGGGGAUGGCAAUUCAGCCCUUCUGGUGGAAACGGUCCAGAACAACCCUGCCCUCCUCGUUGAAAGCAACCUCCUGGUUGCUCUUCAGAACCAGGACAACUUCAUGGAAACCAGUAUCCCCGUUCCCACCUUGAACUGGCAAGACGUUUCCAAUAAAAAUUCUGGAUUUGCUGAGUCAGAUGUUGUUCAGUCUCAUGGUGGCGUCUUGGUGGAAAACACCUCCCCGUCUGCUCCCGUUUCCGCCCCCCAGUUCAGGGCCUUCCGGAGAGCAAGUGAAGUGAGCAUUGUCAGCCAAGUGUCCGGAAUGGCCGACAGUUACACUGCUUCCAACAUAGCCAACAAGAAAAAACACCAUCUCAACCACUCCAGAGGUUUUAGCCUUUUGGCACUCCUAGCGCUCCCCCACAAACCCCACAACCAGUCCUUCCCCCAGAGAACUGGGGGGCUCAAACCCGAAAGAUCCCCGAAUCCUUUAGGACGAAGGUUUGAGAGCUCCCUCCACGGGGAAACGGAGGCCAUUCGCCUGAUUCCAGAUCUCGACGUCCACAAAGUUGCGGCCAAGUGGUGGGGAACCAAAAGGAUUGACUACGCUCUCUACUGCCCGGAUGCGCUGACCGCCUUCCCCACAGUUGCCUUACCACAUCUCUUUCACGCCAGUUACUGGGAAUCCACAGACGUGGUCUCCUUCCUCCUCCGACAGGUGAUGCGUCAUGAAAACAGUAGCAUCCUUGAAGUGGACGGGAAAGAGGUCUCCGUCUUCACGCCUUCCAAACCCAGGGAGAAAUGGCUCCGUAAACGGACUCAUGUCAAGCUACGGAAUGUCACCGCCAAUCACCGAAUCAACGACGCCGUAGCCAACGAGGAUCGGCCCCAAGUGUUAAACGGGAGGUUCAUGUACGGCCCAUUGGACAUGGUUACGCUCACGGGGGAGAAGGUGGACAUUCACAUCAUGACUCAGCCCCCCUCAGGAGAAUGGGUUUAUUUUGACACAGAGAUCACCAACAGCAGCGGACGGGUUUCCUACACGAUUCCCGAGCAGAGACGGCUGGGGAUCGGGGUAUAUCCUGUCAAAAUGGUGGUGAGGGGUGAUCACACAAAUGCAGAUAGCUACAUAACCGUUUUACCACGGGGGACCGAAUUCGUGGUCUUCAGCAUCGAUGGUUCUUUCGCAGCCAGCGUCUCCAUCAUGGGCAGUGACCCCAAAGUCAGGGCUGGAGCAGUUGACGUCGUACGGCACUGGCAAGAGCUUGGCUACCUCAUUAUCUACGUCACGGGCCGGCCCGACAUGCAGAAGCAGAGAGUAGUUGCCUGGUUAGCACAGCACAACUUCCCUCACGGGAUUGUCUCCUUCUGCGAUGGGCUGGUUCAUGAUCCCUUGAGGCACAAAGCGAACUUCCUGAAGUCUCUAGUCACAGACCUGGACAUGAAGAUCCAUGCGGCCUAUGGCUCCACCAAGGAUGUCUCCGUCUACACGUCCAUCAACCUGCCCCCUCCACAGAUCUACAUUGUCGGGCGGUCCACCAAAAAAUUACAGAACCAAUGCCAAUUCAUCACAGAAGGCUACGCAUCCCAUCUGGCCCAGCUGGAGUACACCCAUCGCUCCCGGCCUGCCAAGAACACCACGCGGAUGGCUCUCCGGAAGGGCAGCUUCGGACUCCCGGGCCAAACCGAAUUCUUGCGCAAGAGGAACCACCUGCUGCGAACCAUCUCCUCUCAGCCCACUGUGUCCGCUGGCCACAGUGCCGGUUACCGUCCAGAGCGGACGCAAAGCCACUCCGAAAGUCACCAGGAAAGGGACCGAGAACGCACCCAACGGAGUAUGAGUCUCGCCACGGGCUGCUGGGGACGAACCACGGUCCCAAGGCUCGAACCGGGGAACUUGGGUCAGAAGUAGAGGCGUCCGAGGCGCAAUGAUGGCCGGCUGCACUUGCCCAGGUGGCGGAAGCAGGGGCCACAAUAAGGCCAGCAGCGUGGGGCUCAUGGGCAAAUAUGGUGCUACUCAUUGCCGGUGGGGCGGCGGUGACCUGGCCAGGAGCAACCGAGCGAUUUGGGUUUCCUUUUUCCCCCGCCCACAAAACACGCAGGCCUGGACAGUGGCAGGGACAUUGGGUACGUGGAGCGCAACCGGGCGGGCUGAGAACAGGAGCCGCCUUCUGCCACCGAGAUGUCAAGCUGCCUCAUCUUCAAGAUCCACCGUUUUCCGGCUCUUAUCCAGGGUUAGAGAUUGUAAAUAUGUGCCUGUCCAGAUUCUUCUUAGCCAUCCGUCAAAGACGAGAAGACACACCGUCAAAGAAAAUACACCGGUACCGUUGGGAGCAGCAGCAGCAGCAGACCAGGUUGUGGGUAGGAGGGCCGUGUGUUCACGUAGGCCGGCCCUGGGACCCGGACACGAGGAAGGGGACACCGCCAACUAUCACUGCUUUACAAUCACAACGCCACUUGAUUCAUUCAUGGAGACUCGAAGGACUCGGGACCCACAAGCAGAAGCCACAGCUCCAGGGCCGAGUCACGUUCAACGGCUUCCACUCGGCGACAUAAAGCUACAUGUACGAUGCGCACACCAUUGGAUAGGUGGUUUAUCAAGGCUGGUUCUAAUUAAAGGAUUUUUUUUUAAAAAAAAAAAGUAAGAGUUUGGAAGUUGACGGAUUGCACUAAUUCAGGAAAAAAAAAAGCGUGUAAUAGGCAAAAGAUUCUGCUCCUUCAGAGGGAAGGGAGCACGAUUUGGGCACGACUUGCAGAAGGCAGUUCCUGCCGUACGAUUCGGAGCACCUGGGAGGUGGCGAUCUUUGCUCAGCCUAAAACCGAAAAUAAAAAAAAGAAGCUACGUCCAAAUUCUUCCCAGCCCUUUUUAGAUUGUUGUUGUUGUUGUUAUUUAUUUAUUUAUUCCCCUCCACCCCCUGCCGUUAAGACUGGAAUCCGUUUCUUGUUUUUCCAACAUUAAGAGUAGCGGCUUUCGGCGGAGGUUGUAAACUCGUUUUUUUUUUAAACUGUAGAUACGUCGCAACUGCACACCUCACAGUUUUUAGGUUUGGCACUGAGAAACUUUUAGGAAGAAGGACUGGGAUGGAGGGGGUUUUUUUGGUUUUCUUCUCAAGCGGCUCCUUCCGUUUAGCGUUGUUAAGCCACGGCACGUCUGUCUGUACUUAACAGACGCACAACACAGCAGGCUGAGCGAAGGGAGGGAUUUUCCCAACCCUUUCACCCUUUCGAUAUUUCAGGAAGAUUUUUUUAAACGUUCAAAUUAGCCGUUUGUAGACACGUCAAUCUGACCAGGGAGAUUAGGAGAAGGUGUAUUUUCUCCCCCGCUUGGAAGAGAUUUGAUGCUGAAAAAUAAGAGGAUCUCUGAGCAGAAGUGGAUUUCUAAUACAGGGGGUUCUUGGUUUACAACCGUUCAUUUAGUAACUGUUCGAAAUUACAAUGGCACUGGAAAAAUGGGACUUACGGCCAUAACUCAUACUUACGAACCGUCAAAGUAUCAGGGGUGAAAUCCAGCAGGUUCUGACAGGUUCUGGAGGACCGGUAGCGGAAAUUUUGAAUAGUUCGGAGAACCGGGAAAUAUCACUUCUGGCUGGACCCGGAGUGGGGUGGGAAUGGAAAUUUUGCAAUAUCCUUCCCCGGGAAUGGGGAUUUUGCAAUAUCCUUCCCCGAGGAGUGGGGAGAGAAUGAGGAUUUUGCAGUAUCCUUCUCCAGGAGUGGAGUGGGAAUGGAAAUUUUGCAAUAUCAUUCCCCGGGGUGGGGAGGGAAUGGAGAUUUUGCAAUAUCCUUUCCCUGCCACACCCACCAAGCCACACCACGCCUACAGAACCGGUAGCAAAAAAAAUUGGAUUUCACCACUGCAUAGUAUCUCUGUUGUCACGUGAUCAAAAUCCGCCCGCUUGGCAGUUGGUUUGUAUUUGUUGACGGCUGCAAUGUCUCGGAGUCACGGGAUCCCCUUUGGCUACCUCUUCUGAUGAGCAAAGCCAACGGGGGAAUCCUGAUUCAUUUAACAACCAUCCGACUGACAACUACAGUGAUUCGCCGAACAACGGCGGCCAGAAAGAUAGCGCGAAAUGGGGCAAAACUCACUUAACCACUGUCCCGCUUAGCAACUGAAAUCUGGGUGGGUGAGUAUGUCGAUUGUGGUUGUUAAGUCAAGGACCACCUGUAUUGUCCUCCUGCUUCUCUGUUUGUUUACAUGGCUUGAUUUUGAAAGAUUUUUUGGGGGGAAAAGACGGGGGUUGGGGGGGGCUUUGUCUGGCUGUUCACCCUUUUUUGUCUCCCCUUUUUUGCAAUCCAGAUUUUCUAGCUGCUGCCAAGGGGGCAUUUCAGCCUGUUCUAAAGCCCCGUCCGCUUCACGGGGAGGUCAGCCUUAUCUUUACUGGCCUGCGAUGCUGCUACUUUUUUAAAUAUUUGCUCGGAUAUCUCCUCUUUCGCCUCCGACUGCUUGUAUCACUCUUAUCUCUGCAGGUGCAACUUCGUCCAUCUUUCCUUCCUUUCCCCCCUCCAUCCCCACCACUCACCCCAGACCAAUGAGAUGUCCGAACUCCCCCAGACUGUUGCACUGUGAAAUGCAGCCUUUUUCCGACCAGCGCAAAGCUUCGGUCGGUUGCCUGGGUAUUUUUCUUUUUUUUUUUCAAAUGAACAAAUGCUUUUUUUAUAAUAUACCCCCUUUGAAACUGUGGGGUGCACCUUUUUCCGGCGUCUGUUUCACUCCCCUUGAAACAUGCCGGAGUAAAAUUUACUGUACAGAGUGUGUGGUUUAGGAAGCCAUAUCGUAUGAUCCUAAACAGUCUUAUUAUCCAACUGCGAAAGGGACUGGAAUGUUUCUGACUACUUUAGGGAUUUUUUUUCUUCCCUCUCUGGUUGAGCCUAGCGCUUCGGGAUGGACGUUGAAAAACCAGGAGUGAGAGAGGAGUCCAAAUGGAUUUGCGUUUCUGCUCUGUCUCGUCCGAUCAUCGCGUCUCCGUUAUGUCGUGCAAAAACAAAAAACAAAAAAGACACCACAAAAAAUUGCCAAGGGAACCACACUGUUUGGGGACUUCAUCCUGUCCUUCUUGGCUCUUGCACAACCCGUCAGCCAAGACGCAACCUGAUGUGUAAACAUUUUGCAAACUCUAAAGAAAAAACAACAACAACAGUACGUCUCAUGUCUCUGUGUGCAUUUGCAAAAUGUGUGUAAAAAGAGAAAAGUCAGCGUAAAACUCAAAAUGUUUUUUGCAAACUUGGCGAUUUUAACAUGGGGGACGGGAUCUCAACAUGCUGGCUGGGGGAUUCUGGGAGUUGAGAUCCACCCAUGUUGGCUGGGUGGGGAAUUCUGGGAGUUGAAGUCCACAGAUCUUAAAAGUUGGCCAAGGUUGGAUCUAAAACAUCUGUACUUGGAAAGUAAGGUAGAAUUCGGUUUUAUUUUUUCUCCCAACCCAUCGGCCUGGAUCCGAGGGGCUCCAACCUGGUCCAGUAUUAAAAACCUGGCAAUUCCCACCCAUCACCCUCUUAAGCCCCACGAUAGCAGAAAGGUAGCUUGCAAAGGUAGCAGGCAAAUCAGAAUGAAAGCCUCCUCCUUUUCAAUCCAGGCAGAUCUCUUUGCCUUUUAAAACAGGAAAGCAUUUCAGUUUGAAGAACGUUUAUCGUGUCCUACAGCGAAGCCGAAGGGACUUGGCAAGUUCGGUUCCUGCCGGAUUUAGCCAAAAGCUGCUUUGCUGGGAAACAUCCCUCUCCUUUUAAUGUCUCCACCAUCACGACAGGGUUCCCAUUAGCCCUCUUUUUUUCCUACCUGUUCUAAUGUCAUCUUUAAACAUGUCCAGUUGGCACCGGGAAAAGGAAAAAUCUAACCAUUAAGGAUACAGGGUGGUAAAAUUAUUUAAAAACAAGGUUGACUCAGCCUUCCGUCCUUCCGAGGUUGGUAAAACGAGGACCCAGAUUGUUGAGGGGCAAGAGGCUGACUCUGUAAACCGCUUAGAGAGGGCUGUAAAGCACUGGGAAGCGGCAUAUAAGCCUAAGUGAUAUUGCCUUGCCUUGCCUUCCUUCCUCCCACCUUCCCUCCCUUUUAACCUUCCUUUCCUUUCCUUCUUUCCUUUCCUUUCCUUUCCUUUCCUUUCCUUUCCUUUCCUUUCCUUUCCUUUCCUUUCCUUUCCUUUCCUUUCCUUUCCUUUCCUUUCCUUUCCUUUCCUUUCCUUUCCUUUCCUUUCCUCCUUGCUUUCCCAGUGAUUAGAAUGCAGUAUCAGAGGCUAAUUCUGCCGACUGCCAGCGGUUCGAUCCUGACCGGCUCAAGGUUGACUCAGCCUUCCAUCCUUCCUUAAAAUGAGGACCCAAGUUGUUGGGGGCAAUAGGCUGACUCUGUAAGCCGCGUAGAGAGAGCUGCAAAGCACUGUGAAGCGGUAUAGAAAUCUAAGUGCUAUUCCAGGUGGAAAUGCACAUUUGGGACGUUUGAGGGUCUGGCUUAGCCUGUUCCAUCUUUUUGUUUUGUUUUGUUCCUAUGUUUCUGUGUGCAUGAUACUGUCGGACGCCUUGCUGUUGUCGUACGUGACCGCCAUCUUCUCCCCUGCCACCUGAGUGUGCUUUGUAUCCAGUUACCAGUUGUAUGUGAACCUCUAAUUAAAGGAACUGGGAAGGCUUA
Pantherophis guttatus is the source of this 9239-nucleotide messenger RNA. NCBI's taxonomy places the organism in Eukaryota, Metazoa, Chordata, Lepidosauria, Squamata, Colubridae. The record is from RefSeq and is a predicted model, not a curated record.